Messenger RNA from Agrilus planipennis (emerald ash borer), 3751 nucleotides. Its product is annotated as cGMP-dependent protein kinase, isozyme 1-like. Gene Ontology annotation, biological process: protein phosphorylation. The record is from RefSeq and is a predicted model, not a curated record. NCBI's taxonomy places the organism in Eukaryota, Metazoa, Arthropoda, Insecta, Coleoptera, Buprestidae. The transcript is spliced from 11 exons. Gene Ontology annotation, molecular function: cGMP-dependent protein kinase activity; ATP binding. Bases 410 to 3277 code for a protein of 955 amino acids.
UUCAUUUCCAUUUUCACCUACGCUCCGAGAGUGUAGAAUAAUUUGUUCGAAAAAUCACUUCUAACUCCGUGACAACAAAAUAUUGUAAGUGUUGGACAACAACCACUAACAAAAGAAGAAAGAAUAAAAUUUGGUAUUCAAAAUACAAAUCUACAAGUGACCUGUGCAUAAAUUUCAUUCUUUGUUUUUCUAUUUGUUGUUAUAUUUUGCUACAAGUGAGCUAACUCAAAGAUAACACCGGACCCUCCCGGCACUUCGCAAGGCAACAAGCUGAAUCAACAACAGGCAAAUUCGAUCAACGCCAAUCCACUUGCACAUCCUCGUAAGACGCCGAACUGCGUUCACCUUCGGCAACCAACCAAUACAUAUACCAGCUCCGACUACAACAAUCACUUAAAUAUUAAUAAUAAUGUUAACAAUUGCGCAAGAAUCGGUACAAAAAAAGGUGUUGACUCCCCAUCCGGCGUCCACCGGACGGUCCCCCACUUUGCCCAGAACGCCUCCGGCAGUGUUUAAAAAGUCCAACACCUGCGGAAGCCUUUUCGCAAAGUGCAGUUGCAACAGCAAUGAAAACACAUCUUCCAAGUGCGUCCAGAAAUCGACCGAAUCUACUAUCGUUUCAUCACCAGACACCACCGACAAUAAACUGCAGGAAAAAAGAUAUUCAUCACCUGAAAUAACCAGCGCGACCAGAAACAACAAUACCAAGAAGACGCACCACAGAAAAACCAAGUACAGCGAGUGCCUGCGACACCCAGAAAUACCUUUCCCACUUACCGAUCUUCUGGAUCGAAAUCUGACAGAAAACCAUCACGAAAAACAGUCGAGGUACAACAAUUACCUGAAUCUCAGUAAUCUCCACUACCCAGAUCUUGUCUGUGACUCGGCAUCUCAGUCCAAUCUCCUCUAUUUGAAGUACACGGCGCUUGCGAAUAGGAGCCAGAGUAUUCCCGGAGCUACCGACGACUUAUCCUUGAAGAUUCUUCGCGAUUUUGGUGCGGUAAACGACAAUAUGGGCAGCGGGAUGAGUGCGCCAACUAUGACCACCGUAAAAGAUGCCACCUCCGAGUUUGAGAGUGCUCCACGACCUCGUCUGUCGCAGAGCAUCCUUUGUGGUGAAGGAAAGAGAAAAUCUAGCGUCAUCGAGGAUUACGAGUACCUGAAGACGGUAGUACAACAGCUGAAACGGGAAUUGUCAGAUCUAGAGAUAAAGUACGGCGCUCUCGAAUCCGAUUUGCAACUAAGCAAGAAAGAGUUGAAUUCUAAAGAAGCCGAGGUGACUAGAUUACAAUGCGAAGUUCAUAAGCUCAAGAGUGUUUUGCAACAAGCUACCAGUUUUAAUAAUGGCAAUUACAUGCUUACCAGUUUACAAGAGCAGCAUGCAAUGGCCAAUAAGCAAGUGCCAUCGUCCAAUGUUGUUAGCCUUUAUGGAAAACGACAGGGUGUUUCGGCAGAGUCCAGUGACAUUAGCCAGCCGAGUGACAUUGCAAUACAAAAACACGAGAAAGACUUCAGGUCUAAGCAACUUAUCAAGGAUGCCAUUAUGGAUAAUGAUUUCUUAAAGCAUCUGGACUCGUUGCAAGUUCGAGAAAUCGUUGAUUGCAUGUAUCCGAAGGAACUACGAAGGGGAAGUUUCGUAAUAAGGGAGGGAGAUGCUGGGGCACAUCUGUACGUUUCAGCAGAGGGGAAGUUUGAAGUAAUUAAAGAUAAUAACGUUCUGGGAUACAUGGGUCCCGGAAAAGCAUUCGGAGAGUUGGCCAUUUUGUACAACUGCACAAGAACUGCUUCCAUAAGAGUUGUCGCCGAUUCGAAAGUGUGGGUGCUCGACAGAAAAGUUUUUCAACAGAUCAUGGUCAGGACCGGACUGCAACGUCUACAAGAAAAUAUUAAAUUCCUCAGAUCUGUGCCUUUAUUACAGAACCUUAGUUGUGAUGUUUUAGCAAAAAUUGCCGAUGUAUUAGAAGUGGUAAGAUAUAACUUAUCAGGCUUCCUGGAUACCUAUCUAAAAAUCGGCGACUUUUUUAAUUAUAUAAAUUGUUUAUUUAUUUUGUUUUUAAUUACAUAUUUAGGGAGAUUAGAAGAGGAAGAAAUUAGAACAUUGAAAAAAGGCGAUUAUUUUGGCGAGCAAGCUCUCCUGAAGGAGGACUGUAGAACAGCUUCUGUGAUAGCCUUAUGUCCCGGAGUAGAAUGUCUUACGCUGGACAGAGACUCUUUUAUACAACUGAUUGGGGAACUUAGUGAAUUAAGGGAAAAAUGUUACGGGGAUGAGCACAGGUCUACAAUAAUGAAACAUAAUAGUUCGUCAAUUUCAGAAUUUGAACACAUAAAAUUAGACGACUUAGAUAUAAUUGCAACAUUGGGUGUUGGGGGCUUUGGAAGGGUGGAACUAGUUCAAUACACGCACGAUCCAUCGCUUACUUUCGCACUUAAAUGCUUGAAGAAGCAGCAUAUAGUCGAAACGCAGCAACAAGAUCAUGUGUUCAGCGAAAAGAUGAUCAUGAUGAGCUGCAGGAGUCCAUUCAUUUGCAGACUAUAUAAGACUUUCAAAGACUCGAAAUACGUGUACAUGCUAUUGGAAGCAUGUUUGGGGGGUGAAGUGUGGACCAUACUCCGCGACAGGGGUUGUUUCGAUGAGCCUACGACCCGUUUCAUCACAGCCUGUGUUGUAGAAGCUUUCGACUAUUUACACACACGCGGCAUUAUCUACAGAGAUCUGAAGCCGGAAAAUCUCCUAUUGGACGCGCAGGGAUACGUGAAGAUCUGCGACUUUGGUUUCUCGAAACGUUUAGGAUACAGCAGCAAGACGUGGACGUUUUGUGGUACGCCUGAAUACGUUGCGCCGGAAACCAUUUUGAAUAAGGGUCACGACAGGGCUGUUGAUUACUGGGCUUUGGGAAUAUUGAUGUUCGAGUUGAUGACUGGAAGUCCACCCUUCACAGCAGCCGAUCCCAUGGCAACGUAUAAUCUAAUAUUGAAAGGUAUCGAUAUGAUCGAUUUUACAAAGAAAAACGUCGGUAGAUCUGCUCAAAGUCUGAUUAAAAAAUUGUGCAGAGAUUCGCCGUCUGAACGACUUGGUUACCAAAGGGGUGGAAUUCAAGAUAUUAAAAAGCACAAGUGGUAUCAAGGAUUUGACUGGGAUGGUCUAAAAUCACGCAUGUUACCUGCUCCCCUUGUGCAACAGGUGAGAAGUGCAUGUGAUACUUCGAACUUCGAUUCGUUCUCGAAAGACAAAGACAUCCCACCAGACGAUUUCUCAGAUUGGGACAUAGAUUUUUAAAUUUGAUACCUACAGUGAAUCUCCCUGUGUACAUACAACUACAUAGGUGCUUAUCUAUUUUUAAAACGGACUUUAUAUCUACAGAAUAGAAUAGACUAAUAGACUAUAGGUGUUAAUGUGGACUUACAAGAUAGUGGUGACAAAAAUUAAAAAGAUCGUGAUAUAUAUAUAUACGGACUAAAGGGUAAACGAAGGUAGUGUUAAUCCUUCUUAAACCCUCCAAAUCCUGUAGAUAAAACAAGAUACGAACGUAGGACAUGGAAAGCUGAUAAUGGAACCGUAAACGAGUGGUAAUGAGGCCGAUUGCGAGGUGCCAUCAGAUGAUUCAGUCAAAAUUGACGGAAGGAACAAGUUGGUAGUAUGGUGUCGAUGUCAUUAUUAUCCUUACGAGGUCACAGCGAGUCGGCAAAGAAAAAAGAAGAGCCGCUCCUGUAGGACAAAAAUUAAACGGGAGAAACCCUUCAAAUAUGAACG